Molecule: messenger RNA, 4200 nt
Organism: Megalops cyprinoides (Indo-Pacific tarpon)
Lineage: Eukaryota; Metazoa; Chordata; Actinopteri; Elopiformes; Megalopidae
Product: desmoglein-4-like
Exons: 14
Coding region: 100-3549 (1149 amino acids)
Biological process (GO): homophilic cell-cell adhesion
Cellular component (GO): plasma membrane; desmosome
Molecular function (GO): calcium ion binding
Source: RefSeq, a predicted model, not a curated record
CCUUCAAGGAGGUCAUUACAGGUUUAAUAACAGAAUCGGACAUAUCAAGAAGUCACCUGUUGGAUUUUGAACAACUUCUCAAAGGAGCUGUAACCUUCAAUGGCUCGGUUUCGUCUGCCAAGCAUCGGGUUACUAUUGGUUUUCUUUUUAGCGGUUUUCGGUGUUGAAGCAGAAGGAAAGAAAUCUCCAGAACUGAGGAGACAGAAAAGAGAAUGGAUUAUUCCUCCACAGAAGCUGAAAGAGAAUACCGAUUAUCGGUCUAGGGAGUAUAUUGCAAAAAUUCGAUCAGACCAGGAGUUUAAAGCACCAGUGAGAUACUAUUUGAAGGGCCGUGGCGCUGAUGAACCUCCUGUUAAUUUGUUUAUAGUUGAUCCAGUCUCUGGCUUUGUGAGAAUUACAGAUAUUCUUGACAGAGAGAAGAUCCACCUUUACAAUCUCUCGGGGGUUGCCCGAUAUGCGAAUGGGGAGUAUGCUGAGAAGAACAUUGAGCUCCGUGUCCAAGUUGAGGAUGAAAAUGACUGUGCCCCUGUAUUUGGCGAAAUGUCACCUGGAUCUGUGUAUGAAUUAAGUCCAACAGACACUUUUGUUAUGAAGAUAAAUGCCACAGAUGAUGAUGAGCCUGGUAACAUAAAUUCAAAAAUAGCAUACAGCAUUGUGAGCCAGAGUCCAGGAGGAGACAUGUUCUACAUAAAACCAGAUGGCUCACUUUAUGUCAGAAAACCUAGUCUUGACCGAGAGUUACAUGGGUCUUACACUUUGGUUGUGAAAGGAACAGAUCUGGAUGGUGCAGUAAAUGGCAACACUGGAACAGGCACUGUUAAAGUCAACAUCCUUGAUGUCAAUGACAACGUUCCCACACUGGACAAAGAAGAUUAUACAGGCAGCAUAGAUGAAAAUAUACAGGGUGUGGAGGUGAUGAGGUUCAAAGCCAGCGAUCUUGAUUUGGAAAACACCGACAACUGGCUUGCGCAGUUUGAGAUCAUUUCAGGAAAUGACGCUGGCUACUUCAGCAUCACCACUGACCCCAAGACCAAUGAGGGCAUUUUAAUGUUGGAAAAGCCAGUUGAUUAUGAAGACCUGAAAGAGCUUGACCUUGGAGUGGUUGUACGAAACAAAGCAAAAUACUACACAGUAUCUGGUGGAGGCUUUGGAGAAUACAGUGCUGGAGGUGGAGGUGGAGGUGGAGGUGGAGGUGGAGGUGCUGGUGCUGCAGCAGGAGCAGGAGGAGCUGGUGGGGGAGGGAGCAUGGUCGUGAGUAAACCAUAUCCUGUCAAGAUCAAAGUAAACAACAUGCCUGAGGGCCCCAUGUUCAAACCCAAGGUCAAGGAUGUGCCCGUUUCUGAGGACAGCAAAAAGUUCAACAUAAAAAAUAUAAUUGCAACAUAUCCAGCCAUUGAUGGAGACACACUGAAGCCUGCUGAAAAUGUCAGGUAUGUAAAGGGACAUGAUCCUGACAACUGGUUGGUCAUUGAUGAAAAGACUGCAGAAAUCAGACUCAACAAAGCCCCAGAUCGGGAGUCCAAGCACCUGGUCAACGGAACAUACUAUGCCAAAAUUCUCUGCAUAACACAAGAUAUGCCCUCCAAAACUGCUACUGGAACCAUUGCUCUCCAGGUAGAAGACAUGAAUGACCACUGUCCCACACUCACUAGCACUUCUCAGACCCUGUGCUCAGAUGAGAAAGUUGUGCUCGCCACAGCGGUAGAUGAAGAUGCUUAUCCCAACGGAGCUCCCUUUAAAUUUACCAUCAUACCUGAAGAAACCAAGGGAAAAUGGACAGUGGAGCGCCUGAAUGACACUACAGCGAUUCUGAGGGCCAAUGAGACCUUGUGGCCAGGCUCCUAUGAAGUGGCUGUUGAGAUCGCAGACAAUCAAGGGGAGGUCUGCCCUGACAGACAGAACAUCAAGGUGGAGGUGUGCACCUGCACGGCAAAUAAAGUCUGCGGCAGCAGAGGAAAGGACGAGACAAGUGCUAUUUUCGGAGCCCCUGGGAUUGGUCUGCUCAUGCUCGGCCUCCUCUUGCUUCUGUUGGUGCCCCUCCUGCUGCUCUUCUGCACCUGUGGAGGUGCUGGUGUGGGAGGGAUAGCCAGCGGUUUUGCCGAUUUGCCUUUUGACACCAAAGAACAUCUGAUUUCUUACCACACAGAAGGAAAAGGAGAAGACAAGGACGUCCCUCUGCUGACUGCCCCAAUGGACAUGGGUGACGGCUUCAUAAAAACUGCCACUGUGGGUGCUGUAGGAGCCGGGGCCGGCUUCUUGUCCUCGGCUUCAACGAUUGGUCAUGGAGGCGGCAUGUUCUACCAGUCCAAUGGACACAUGGAAGGCGAAUACAUGGGCAAGGAGCAAGGGAGCGCUUUCUACUCCAAAAUUGAGGGCAGCGAAGAACACAUGUAUGACGGAUUUGCCCUCCCAAUGGAUUAUUUGGAAGAGUACUACUCACAGAAAAGCAUCCAAACCAUAGAAGACCAUCCAACAAAGGAUAACUUGCUGGUCUAUGACUAUGAAGGACAAGGCUCUGCUGCAGGAUCAGUAGGGUGCUGCAGCAUCCUCGAAGCUGACGACGACCUGGAAUUCCUCAAUGACUUAGACCCCAAGUUUAAAACCCUGGCUGAGAUUUGCAAAGGUCAAAAAAUCGAAUCUGAAGUUUCCGCCAUCGCGUCGACGCCCGCAGUUGAGCACAGCACCGUGACAACAGUGAACUCCUCCGGCACUCUGAAUGUGGCAAGCUCCAACGUGGCAGAAACCUCUGCCGAGAGAAACGUCGUAGUGGAGAGUAAUUAUGCGGCCACCCUCCCCAAAGUGAGUGUCUGUGAGAAUGUGGUGGUUCCGAACCAGACGUACCUCAUUCAGCAGCCUGUUUACUAUGCUACGGCUCCGGUUUUACAGGCUACUCGGUAUGUUGUUGAGCCUCAGGUUCACAACACAGUUCUGGUGUCAGAGAGGCCCUCUGUGCCUACCAUGCAGGGUAUGUAUGUGGUGAGUGAUGCUCCAGCAGCGGGGAACGUGGUUGUCCAGGAGAGAAGAGUGGUGGGGGGUCCUGUCGCACACAGUGGUGUAAUUGGGGUGCAGCAGGGUACCUUAAACAGGGGCGAGAAUGUUGUGUUGGUGGAGAGGAAUGUGGGUUCAGGCCAGGUGAUGAGAGAGGGGACAGGCCUUGUCCAAAUGGGAGGUCUGUCGGGGUCACAGAACAUCAUGCUAGUAGAAGAACAGGUGGGUGCAGGACAGGUGCUGCCAGGAACCCCAACAUGGAUCCAACAAGGUACCCUGCAGAGGGGACCCAUCUCUGGGUCUCAGAACAUCCUGCUAGUGGAGAGACAGGGGAGCAGUGGGCUGGGAGUGCAGGAAGGUAUGUCUGGGUCAACAUUACAGAGGGGAGAACUGUCUGGAUCCCAGAAUGUAGUCUUUAAAGAACAGGGUAUGGGAUCGAUCUUUGGCUCCCAGGGGACACUGAUCGGGUUGAAUGGAAGCCCAACUCAGGUGACUGGUCUGCCUAGCUCUCACAAAGUAGUGGUCCAGGAGAAAAAAGUAGUGUCUAGUCGAAAUGUGUAAGGAGGGACCACCAAAGAAUGUUAAAAAGUUGUAGGUGAUCCUGAUUGGCUGAAACCCAAUCAGCAUUUUCUGGUUGUUUUCUUUUGUGUUGCGUCCCUCACCCAUACACCUGGACGCCAUUACACAUCUGGGACGUAACGGUGGGGCUUUACUCUUGAAUUGUUGCUUCAACAAAACGUUAAGUCAAGUCUGUUCAGUUCCUUCCAUGAGAAUUUAUGCCAGUGGUUGGUUGUGCACAGGGAGUCAUGUUGUUAAGUAUUGAGACAAGAAAACAAAAGUCAGUCUGCUCUUUGUAUUAGCAUAACAUAUAAGCAUGUCUGCCUUUUAGAUCAGUGUAUUAUAGUGUUUUACGAUUUCAAAAAUGUUUGACAUAAAUUUUUUGUGUGUGUUGGAGUGCGCUAUAAAUUCAUAUUGUAUCAGGGCUGAUAUCAGGUGUGCAGCUGUCCUACAUCCUUUUCCAUUCUGACUGACUGCCUCUGGAAGACAACGUAAUGAAAUAUUGUUAUAACUGGUGUGGAGUUAGAAGCGAAAACCUGAAACGAGACUGUCCAUCUCAUUAGCACACAUGCAGUAUUGCCACUGCAUGCCUCCAGACCCUGCCUUAUAGGCAAGUGAUUACAGCUAAGUAGGGUGACAUAUGAAAAAAAAAUC